This is a messenger RNA of Rhipicephalus microplus (southern cattle tick), 3339 nucleotides long. RefSeq names its product glutamate receptor 3. Gene Ontology annotation, molecular function: ligand-gated monoatomic ion channel activity; signaling receptor activity. Lineage: Eukaryota; Metazoa; Arthropoda; Arachnida; Ixodida; Ixodidae. The record is from RefSeq and is a predicted model, not a curated record. Gene Ontology annotation, cellular component: membrane. Gene Ontology annotation, biological process: monoatomic ion transport.
AUGGACUGCGUUUUGCGAGCAGGCCGUCGACCGGCUGCUUCUUGCUGGGCGCCAAUCUUCCUGCUGGCCCUCCACCUUCAGCAGCACGCUGCUGACGCGCUAAAAAUAGGGCUCGUGAUAGGUGUGAAUCAACCUCACCGGGUCGUCACCGCCUUUCGUGACGUCAUCGAGUACGCCAACCAACAAGCACCUGGUGACAGAUACAAGAUAACGCCACUGACAACGAGGGUUUUCGACAACGAUACAUUCAACGUCACCAAUGAUGCGUGCGCCCAGCUGAGCUCGGGCGCGGCGUUGCUCGUGUCUCCGGACGGCGGCACGGUGCUCGAGGCCCUGGCUGCCGUGUCGGCCCGUCUGCAGGUGCCGCUGCUCAGCGCGUCGGUGACCCGCAGCCCAUCGUCCCACCUGACACGGUUCGACCUCACGCUUCGACCGCAAGCACACGGCACGCUUGCUGCACUCGUGCACGCUAUGCGAUGGCCGCGCUUCUACUACAUCUACGACUCCGCAGAAGGUUUAGACCGGCUGCAAGAAAUACUGGCCGCUUUGCCCACCGACUAUCCGUUGGAGGUGCAGCACGUGCGGCGAAUACGCGGGGAGAAGGCCGCCUUCGAAUUCCUCCAGGAGCGCGAGAACGAGCAGUGGGACGUGGACAAGUUCGUGCUGCUCGACUGCAACCUGGAGACGGCCCGGCGGAUCGUGCAGUACGCGUACGGCAAGCGGCGAGCCUACUACACCUUCCUCUACGCACGAUACACACUACCCGAUGACUGGAAGGACACCCAAGUGUACGAUCAAAGCAAAGUCAUCGCACUGCGCAUUCUGAAAGAGGACGCCGAUGCCCACCACAGCGCCGUGAGGGCGGCCAGCAGGGAAUCGUAUUACAGCUCUUCUGAAAGCAUAACGGAAGAAGAGGCCCUAGCGUACGACGCGGCACUUGUGGUAAGCGACACGCUGACGCGACUGUCGCGCGAGCGGCCCGAGGUGGGCAUCGAGCUCUUCCAGGACGCCACCUCAGGCCAGAGCUCACAGUGCUACAGCUCACCGCUCGUGCCCUACAAGCAUGGACAAGCCAUCAUUGAGCUCCUGAAAAAGACCUCUGUCAACGGCACCACUGGACAGAUUAUGUUCGACGAACAAGGUCAGCGUGUCGGCUACACAGUGGACGUCAUGGAACUCACAGCACGACAGAAGAUGCAGAAGAUCGGCUAUUGGUCCCAAGCAACUGGUUUUAUAAAACAGCCGGACCCCAGGGGAUAUCCACCGACGUGGUCUGAACCAACCGAGAAGAGGCUUGUGAUCACGAGUAUACUGGAGCCGCCCUUCCUUAUGUACAAGAAUGCCAAUGACACCAGCAAUGAAGAGGACAACCUCGAAGGCUAUUGCAAGGACCUUAUCGCCAAGUUGAUGCGUGCAAUGGGCCGAGAGUACAGCAUUCACCUAGUAAAGGACAACAAAUACGGCACUCGGGACAAGUCAGCGCAGUCUGGAUGGAAUGGCAUGAUUGGUGAAAUCUUAAGAAAGGAAGCAGACAUUGCCGUGGCACCACUAACCAUUACGGCUGAGCGAAGCCGUGCAGUGUACUUCAGCGAACCGUUCAUGAAGUCUGGCCUGGCGGUGCUUGCACGGCGGCCCGAGGCAGAAUCGCUCAGCGUCUUCAGCUUGUUCAGCUUCUUGCGGCCUCUUUCCUGGGAGGUGUGGCUGUGCCUGCUUUCUGCCUACGUGGCUGUUGCUGUGCUACUGUUCGUCAUCAACAGACUCAACUUGGCUGUGGCCACACCCCCCAAGGAACCACCUGGAUCGUGCAGCCACUUGUACAACAGCCUAUGGUAUGCCCUCGGGGCAUUCAUGUCCGAGGAGUGCAACAACUGCAGGCCCAAGUCUGUCGGCAGCCGACUGAUCAGCUUCGGAUGGUGGUUCUUCGUGCUGGUCAUGCUAUCAAUGUACACAGCGCAACUGUGGGUGAAUCAACCUUUCAAGGCACCUUCUCCUCCAGUGAAAGAUCUGAAGGAACUUGCCAUGCAAGACAAAAUCGAAUAUGGCAUCGUCAAAGAUUCUGCCACCCAACAAUUCUUUCAGAGCACCAGGGACACCUUCUACUCGAGAAUGUGGGACUCGAUGACCUCAUUCAACAACACCAUGACGGCUACUAAUGAAGAAGGCGUAAAGAGAGUACGCGAGUCCGAGGGCAACUACGCCUUCAUAGUGGACACUGUGAAGAUAAAGUAUGCGACGCAGAAGGCACCCUGUGACCUCAUGCAAAUCGGCGAGACAUUUCAGCCGUCCGGCUAUGGUGUCGUUGUCUCGCACAAGUCACCGCUCAAAAAAAUACUGGACGUCAGUAUAGCCAGGCUACAAGAAGACGAGGAACUUUACGCUCUCUACAGAAAGUGGUUCGGGAACGAGGAAUGCCACCAGCCAGAACACAGUGCCGCUCCCCUGGAAGUAACCAAGGUGGGCGGUUGGUUCGUCAUUCUGGGUGCUGGACUUCUCAUCGCGGUGGCCGUUGCAGUGGCCGAGGUGUGGUGUAAAUCGCCCCCAAAGCCACAGAAGCCCAAGGAGCCCAAAGAACCGAAGCCCAAAAAGGAGAAGAAGAAAAAGGAAAAGAAAGACGACGAGCAUAUCAAGGAAGAAGGUGUCGAAACGCAGCUGCUGCAGCCAGGAACGAACCCGAGCGCCUACACGGGAAGCUACGUGGGAGGCGCAGACCUCACCAUCCAAGAAGUGGGCGAAGAAGACGAGGAUGACGAAGUGGUCAAGGUUCCCAUCGCCGAUGUGGAGAACUUGACUGACUCGGCGGACGACAGCCGUGACAUAACACGCGACGUGACGGCUGAUCGCAUCGUUCCUCUGGCAGUGAACCCUCUGGAGAACCAUCCAGAGAUCAAGUCCAUCGACCACAGCCCCGUAGAGUCGCCUAAAGGUGGCUACGAGAGCUCCGAAGUCUAGCCUAAUCGAACCACGUCGGAGGACGACAUAUUUCCAGCACUGUUCUCAAGCCAGCAGGAUGGGGGCAUUUAACUGCUGGUGCCACGAAAAAAAAAAAACACUCAUGGCGCUCACUUCACCGUAGGAUCUGUGGCGGUGAGCUCGACGACCAACACUGUUUUCCCGCAAUUCACGUAGGAGCAAGAACAGUGGAGCAGGCACCUAGAAAAACCGCUGUGUUCACUGCAGGAUGUUCCCUGAUGGUGGCUUUUGUAAGCAUGGUAUCUUUUUGUGUUUUUCAUUUCCAUUCUUCUCCUAAAGGGUAACGCUUUUCCACUCAAAAGAAAAUCAUACGAAUGAGGAUCAUCACCCGGAAGUUUUACAAACUGGUUUUCAGAGACAAGAUAGAAA